CCCUUCCUCUGCCAACCCUCCCUAACCUCCUCCUCCUCCUUCCCUCCCCCAGGCCCCUCCAGACCUCCUCCACCACCACCCUCAUCAUUAUAUACCAGUGGAGAGAGAAGCCCCGAGUCCAGUGCAGAACCAGACAGCAGCGAGACGACAUGAGGAGACUGACGCUACUGACAUUGGCCGCCUUAGCGUGCGCCGUCCUAGGGGAGGAGCGGGACCCUAGACUGUUCGAUGGAGGAUUCUUCCGUGACCUUGACAAUCUGCACAUGCGGGGCGCGCUGAGGAGGGACAGCCUGCAGGACACCAUGGACCAGAUCAGCUCCUCCCUAAACACGGCCAUCGACAGACUCUCAGACGCUAUCGAGGAGCAGGUGGAGGCGUCGCUGCCUGUACGACUGAGGAACGCGGAGAGCGAGCCAUCUGAUGGCUUCGAGGGACUGGAGGCCAUCUCUGGUUCUUUCGGCGAGGGAAUUGAUGAUGGGCUGAGGAUGCACUUCAACGGGGACGUGGAGGGGGAGAGGCUAGACGGGCACCGCUUUGAAGAGCCCACGCAGAUCCCUGAGGAGGCUGAGGCCGAGGAGGAGGAGGAGGAGGAUGAGGAAGAGGUGGAGUUUACUGAGGAUGUUGACAACACGCCUUCCUUCUCCUACCGUCCCUUCUUCCCCUUCGACACAUUCAGUCCUUUCAGACACCCCUGGAGGCGUCCCGGAACUGGCCUGUUUGACUUCAUGAACCGACGACCCGCCUGGUGGAAGGGACCCAACGUGUGUGUAGACCGCGAGGAGAUCGAUGAGGGCAAGGACUUGGACUCCAGCAUCAAGGAAGGCGAAGAGACCACCACCUCAGGAUCCACCCUUGUCUUCACCGUGGGCAACAUGCAGGUCACCUCAUGCGCCGAGACCCGCGAUAGAUACACGUGUACCAGCAGGAUCUCCCGCCGCGGCAUCCACAAGACAGUGGUGGUGACUCACAAGUGCUGCCACGGCUACAUCAAGGAGGCCACCGGCUGCUCCAAGAUUGAGCUGCGAUCGAUGCCAGAGACCCUUGAGGAAAUCGGCUCCAAUGACUUCCUGACACUGGUGAAGAGGGCAGGCAUGCUGGAGAUGCUGGACCAGAACAUCACCCUCUUCGCUCCCACCGACGAGGCCAUGCAGGAGUUUAUGGCUGACCUGGAAGCUGAGAACGAGGUGGAGAAUGAGCUGGUGGGAAGUCGAACCAGCAAUGAGGUUUACCCAGUCUUGCGUGCGCCUAUUGAGGAGAAGUCCAUGGUGAUGGCGCACGGCUCAGAGGGUGUGAUGUAUGCCAGCGACCUGCGCGACGAACAGGUGCUGCCCAGUCUAAUGGAAGGCUCCACACUGAGAAUCAACACGUACAGCACAGUGCCUCCUGCUGCCACUGUGAAUUGUGCCAGGAUGGUCUCUGUCAACCAGCAUUCGACUUAUGGUGUGGUGCACUCCAUCGACAAAGUGCUGCAGCCCGUCACGAAGAGUCUGGCCGAGCUCCUCGUCUCUGAUCCUCGCUUCUCCAUCCUCUACCAGCUCGUUGAGAAUGCAGGUCUCCUCGAUAAGCUGCGAGAACCCGGCCAGCUGACACUCUUUGCCCCGACCGACGCUGCCUUCCAUACCCUGUCUUCCCCUGUGGUGGAGGCCCUGCUGCGCAACAAUGCCUGCGUGGACGCAAUUGUCAAGAAUCACAUCCUUCCUAACGUCAUCUGCACGGCCGCCAUUCAGGGCAAGGCACGCACUAUCAACCUGCUCAAGGAGUUCCUGAUGCUGGAGAGAACCGAGGAGGACAGUCUCUUUGUGGAGGACAACGUGGAGGUGCUGGUGAGGGACAUCAUGGGAACCAACGGAGUCAUGCAUGUUUUGGAUAAGCCCAUCAUGCCCAGUGCUGCCAAGAAUCUGGUGGAUGUCCUCAAGAGCCACAACCUGACACGCUUCUUGGAGAUGCUGGAGACUGCUGAGAUGCUGAGUGAGAUGACAGGACUCAAGGACGUGACUGUCUUCGCCCCAAGCAACAGAGCCAUUGAGACGCUCCCCAAGGACGUGCUGGAGGACCUCAUGAAUAACAAGGAGAAGCUGAGGGACCUACUUAAUUAUCACAUCACCACCUCCUCUCUCCAAGCCUCAGACAUCACCAACAACCACAUCGCUGACACCCGUGCAGAGCUUCCCCUCAGGGUCAACCUCUACUCCAGGUCACCGCUGCUCGCUGGACUUGUGCGUGACUCUAACAACCGUCACGUCCGCCUCACUGCCGCCUGCAGUCGCAUCUCCAUCCUGGACUCGAGGGCGUGUGGUGCUGUGGUGCAUGUGGUGGAGAGAGUUUUGGCACCACCCAAGGCCUCUGUCAUGGAACAUCUCGAGGAUGAUGAGGACUUCUCCAUCUUCACCAAAAUGCUGCAGGACACUGGGGUGAAUGAGACGCUGGUGGAGGAGGGGCCCUUCACCGUGCUGGCACCCUCCAACCACGUCUUCCACGCCCUGCCUGAGAUGGAGUUGCAGGAGGUGCUGAAUGAUGUUGAGCUGCAGGAUCAGCUGGUCAAGCAGCACAUCAUCAAAGAACACGUGUGCUGUGCCGGCAUCAACCCCAACACAUGGCUCUUCAUGGACCACAAGAGGCCACUGGAUGGUUCCCCUGUGCACCUCCGCCGCACCACCUCUGGCAGGAUCAUGGCCGGUCCUGCUCGCAUCACCCACUGCUCUGCGCCCUCCAGGAAUGGCCUUGUCCACACUGUCAACCACCUGAUGCUCGAUGUGAACCCCAACAGGCAUGUAGACAGGAACCGCACUCCCAUUUUCUCUGCCCCAGGCCUUGAGAUCAUCUUUGGCUAGUGGAGAGGAGAGAAGAGGAGAAGGUGAAUUUUUUCCUCUUAAGCUGCACCUGUUUUUGUUAUAACGCGGCUGUUUUUCAGUUAUAUUUAUUAUGUUUUGUCAGGUUAAAAAGGGAGAAAAAAUUGUGUGCUAUCAUCUAUUUUUUUCCUUUGUCCAUAUAUGUAGUACAAUAUGCAUUCAGAUUUUGGUGAUGUUAUGUUACGUCGUUCACUUUAAUGAUUUUGUUCGGCCCAUGACACUUGCCUGUGUUCACUUGAAGAAUUUUAUUGAGGCCACAACAGCAAUAACAGUAACUUGUGUUGAACAUCUACAGUUCCAAAAGAAGCAAGUUUUCUUGUGCUGGAUAUUCAUGUAGCUACAUAACAACAGUGCAUGCGUUUAAAUAUACUACAAAGCUCAUAAAGAAAGAAAACACACAUAUAACACACUUCCAUCCAGAAAUUCCAAAUAAGUAUACAGAUUUCUACAUUCUUACUAUUUUAAUACACAGACGAGGCAUUUAGAGCUGAAAAUAAACACGAACUGCUUAUCAUAAACCACUGUACUGCUGAUGAUAGUGUUAGCGGUGUGCACUUGCCAUGUACCACUAUACACACACACAUGUAGGUGAGCGUAGAGCAUGGGUCUGUAUUGCCCCCAUGUAAUUUAGUAUUUAUUGGAGUGUGUAGUGUUUGGCAGCAUUGAGAGUGCAAUGGCUACAACACUGCACACAGGUCAGAAAUUCAAGCAGACAGGUUAUCUCUUUCAUAGCUUGUGUUUAUUGUUAUUAUUGUGAGUGUUGCUAUCAUUAUGUUGUUACUAAUAUCAUAGCAGACCUGUGAUGUGUAGGAUGUGGGCCUUGUGAAUUAUGCAGUAAUAAAUCUUUAGAAAAGCA
Messenger RNA from Scylla paramamosain (green mud crab), 3705 nucleotides. Its product is annotated as periostin-like. The record is from RefSeq and is a predicted model, not a curated record. Lineage: Eukaryota; Metazoa; Arthropoda; Malacostraca; Decapoda; Portunidae. Gene Ontology annotation, molecular function: cell adhesion molecule binding. Gene Ontology annotation, cellular component: extracellular matrix. The transcript has 16 exons. Bases 150 to 2831 code for a protein of 893 amino acids. Gene Ontology annotation, biological process: extracellular matrix organization; cell adhesion.